Messenger RNA from Arabidopsis thaliana (thale cress), 1586 nucleotides. RefSeq names its product RING finger protein. The coding region runs from base 83 to 958 and encodes 291 amino acids. The transcript is spliced from 3 exons. NCBI's taxonomy places the organism in Eukaryota, Viridiplantae, Streptophyta, Magnoliopsida, Brassicales, Brassicaceae. The record is from RefSeq and is marked reviewed.
CUUCUCCACAAAACCAUACCUUCUCUAACCCCUCUUCUCACUUUUCAAUAACCCCUCCAUAUAUGACUCAUGCUGAGAUCAUAUGACCAAUAUGGUUCCUCUUGAAUCCUCAACGCUUUUCGGUGUUUACGGCGGUUUCACGGACUCGAUGAUGAUGAGAGAAACAACUACCAACAAUCAAGAUCCUAGUGGAGAUACAUGUUCCGUCUCCGAUCCAGCACCAGGUUCUACUGAUUAUUAUAACAUCUCUUCUUCUCCAGUGAAAGACGACGGAACGGCCCCAAAGAACGACGUCGUUUGUUCUAUUAACGUAGACGAUAAUAAAGACAAAUCUUGGCUCCGCUUAGGUAUAGGCCCUGAGGAGAACACGGAUGGCUCGUAUAAGCUCCAACGUUGUUGUAGCAAAAACGGAAGUGGAAGAGAGAAUUCAUUAGAGCUGAGCUUGUUCUCUUCAUCCUCAACCGCGGUUAGUAGUAGUAUAGAUCACCUACCGACGCAACCGUUGCAGCUGCCAUAUCAUCAUGAUCAGUUAUUGACGAUGCGUGGACCGUCGUUGGUUUACAACCACCAAUUAAUGAAGCCUCAAACGUUAUUAAAUCGCGGCUUUUCGUUUCCAUCUUCAAAGCCGUGGAUACCUCAAUAUAUGGCGCCGUUUAGACCGUCAUCAUUGAGUGACCGUGACGUCACUAAUAAUAAUAGUCUUUCAAGAAGCUGUUGUGUGGAUGAGGGAGGAGCUGGACCAAGCUCUGAGUUUAGGGUUCUUGAUCCUCCAAGAAGACCACAUUCUGGUCUUUGGUUUCUUCUUCAAGCUUCACAAUUUCAGGAAAGGGAACCGUUCUUGCCUCAAGUAAAUAAAAGCUACUUGAGAAUCAAAGAUGGGAGAAUCACUGUUAGAUUGUUAAUUAAGUACCUCAUGAAGAAACUUGAAUUGGAUAGCGAAUCUGAGGUAAAUAUCUAAACUCCAACUCUUUUAUAUACGUUUUUUAUCUUCCAAGUUUAGGGGCUGCGAGAUGAAAAUGACAUUGGAACUAAAUCCCCAACUUAUUAGGUCACAAGUCUGAUGUCAUAGUGUCGUAACUUCGCUAACUUAUAUAGUUCAGUUUUAAGUCUUAGGCUAUAGAUAUUCAAAUUAUAUAUUGUAAUACAGUUGAGUGAAAACCACAUUCUGAAUUUUGAGAGCUACAUGACAUCCUUAAUUAGGUGCAAAUCUAAUUAAUAAUCAUGAAUAACCUCGGGUUCGAAUUUAUGAAUUCAAUUAUUUCUGUGUUCAAUUAAUUAAUUAGUAUAAGCAAAAAUGAAUAUUUUAGGCUUAUAAUGAAGCAUCAAACUAAUAUUUUUCCUAAGCAACUUUCUAAUCAGAAUUAUGAUCAACCAAAAAUCAGUCUUUAUCGCUUUUGAAAAUUAAACGUUAUUGAUUGAUCGUUUCUCGAAGUACCCACUACCUUAUCAAAUAAUUAUGAUAAUAAUUGUUGUUGUUAUUAAUUCUCUCAUAGGAAACUGGAAAACGAGAGGGGAACUAUAACUGGCCGUUUCAUUAGUUUCAUGCCAUAAUAUUGUUAUAUUAAUAAUGAUUUAUAGUAGUGAUU